AUGAUGCACGGCCCCGCGGGAGGGAGCGGCGGCGGCGGCGGGCACGGGCUGGGCGGCACGAGGGUGCCCACGUGGAGGGAGCGGGAGAACAACCGGCGGAGGGAGCGGCGGCGCCGGGCGAUCGCCGCCAAGAUCUACACCGGCCUCAGGGCCUACGGCAACUACAACCUCCCCAAGCACUGCGACAACAAUGAGGUCCUCAAGGCGCUCUGCAACGAGGCCGGCUGGGUCGUCGAGCCCGACGGCACCACCUACCGCAGGGGAUGCAAACCUCCUCCACAGGCGCGUCCUGAUCCAAUGAGGUCUGCUUCGGCAAGCCCCUGCUCUUCAUACCAGCCGAGUCCACGGGCCUCGUACAACCCGAGCCCUGCGUCCUCCUCCUUCCCGAGCUCCGGAUCCUCUUCCCACAUCACUCUCGGUGGCGGGAACAACUUCAUUGGUGGCGUCGAGGGAAGCUCCCUCAUCCCGUGGCUGAAGAACCUCUCGUCGAACCCGUCAUUCGCCUCCUCCUCCAAGCUCCCACAGCUCCACCACCUCUACUUCAACGGAGGCUCCAUCAGCGCCCCGGUGACGCCCCCGUCCAGCUCCCCGACGCACACGCCUCGCAUGAAGACCGACUGGGAGAGCCAGUGCGUUCUGCCGCCAUGGGCCGGGGCGAACUACACCUCCCUGCCCAACUCCACGCCGCCGAGCCCCGGCCACCACGUCGCGCCAGACCCGGCGUGGCUGGCCGGGUUCCAGAUAUCGUCCGCCGGGCCCUCGUCGCCGACGUACAACCUUGUCUCGCACAACCCCUUUGGGAUCGCGCUUGCGAGCUCGUCGAGGGCGUGCACCCCUGGGCAGAGCGGGACCUGCUCCCCGGUGAUGGGCGACCACGCGCCGGCUCACCACGACGUCCAGAUGGAGAUGGCCGACGGGGCGCCGGAUGACUUCGCGUUCGGCAGCAACAGCAACGGCAACAAUGGGUCGCCUGGGCUGGUGAAGGCGUGGGAAGGGGAGCGGAUACACGAGGAAUGCGCGUCGGACGAGCUGGAGCUCACCCUCGGGAGCUCGAGGACCCGUGGAGAGCAGCCCUUCUGA
This is a messenger RNA of Triticum turgidum subsp. durum (durum wheat), 1080 nucleotides long. The record is from the annotation of a GenBank genome assembly. NCBI's taxonomy places the organism in Eukaryota, Viridiplantae, Streptophyta, Magnoliopsida, Poales, Poaceae.